CAUCCUUUUUGUCUUUAUAUUCUUUUGCACAUCUUAGCUUUUUGGCAUCGAAAACUCUCGCUCACCCCUCCCACUCCUUGCGUUUUCCCCUGAAACCAAGAAACCAGGACAGCGCGGCGCGCGACGGGUUAACGCGCACUCGCGCUCGUGAUUGGCUGCGGGAGCGGCGCUUUUAGAGAGAGGUAACCAGGCAACUUCAGCUGGAGCAGCGGAGAGAAAGAACAGGGUAAAGGGGAAAAGAAGCGCAAAAAUCCCAUCAGUUUUGGUGUGCGAUAGAAAGGAUGUAGUCCAGGUCUGUGGCUGUCUGUCCCCGGCAUGGGAAAGUGGAUUACUGCUCUUCUACAGACGGUAGAGACUGGAUACGGAGUGAUUGCGCGUGGAUUUUUAUCAUGAGAAGUAUGGAAUCUGAACGCACCACUUUAAAGCCCUUGCUGGGAGUGAAUGCGAUGCCGUGUCGAGGCUAGAGGCAGCGGUGGACUGUUCCAGAGUCAGUGGAAAGCCCCUCUAGAUGAGCCAGUCACAGCCACCCAGCUGCACGGUAAAGGAAUAAGGAUUUAAUAUGUCAACAGAGGCCGAACUCCAGCCUGCUGCCAGACCCAGCGUCAGAAAGGACUCCAAGAAGAGAGGGCAGGACCGCAGUGAAGCAGCUCUGAUAAAGCGUUUUAAGGGAGAUGGCGUUCGUUACAAGGCUAAGCUCAUCGGGAUAGAUGAGGUCACUGCCGCUAGAGGAGACAAACUCUGUCAGGACUCAAUGAUGAAACUCAAGGGAAUCGCAGCCUCAGCGCGGUCUAAAGGAGAACACAAACAGAAAGUUUUUCUGACUGUGUCCUUUGGAGGGAUCAAGAUCUUCGAUGAGAAGUCGGGGGUACUUCAGCACCAUCAUGCAGUUCAUGAGAUUUCCUACAUCGCGAAGGAUAUCACGGACCACAGAGCCUUUGGAUAUGUAUGCGGGAAAGAGGGAAACCAUCGGUUUGUGGCCAUCAAAACGGCUCAGUCUGCUGAGCCGGUGAUCCUCGACCUCCGCGACCUUUUCCAGUUGAUUUAUGAGAUUAAGCAGAGGGAGGAGAUCGAGAAGAAAGCUCAGAAAGACAAACAGUGCGAACAAGCUGUUUAUCAGACCAUUCUGGAGGAAGACGUGGAGGAUCCCGUGUAUCAGUACAUUGUAUUUGAGGCCGGACACGAGCCCAUCCGUGACCAAUCAGAGGAGAGCAUAUAUCAGGUCCCUACCAGCCAACAAAAGGAGGGAGUUUAUGACGUCCCAAAGCGACAUCCAAACAAACAAAUCCAACAGCUCGAUCUCUUGGAUCUAGACACUGACGUGUUGCUGCUCACCCAGAAUAUCAACCAGUUAGAGCUUUUUGGAGACAUGUCCACCCCUCCAGAUAUCACAUCGCCCUCGACUCCAGCAUCUCCGGCUAACACUCUGGACCCCUCGCUGGCCCACCAGACCCCAUCCGAACUGUUCACCCCCUUCAACCCCGCCUCUGUACCCUCAGGUUAUGUGACGAUGGGAGCCGUGCCACCUGCGUGGGCGCAGCAACAGUUUGCUGCUCAGGCUCCAUUAGCGUUUGGCGUCCAAUCCCCAGUGCAAGUUGCGCAGGUCUUACCAGGCACUCAGCCUCUAAUAUGGGGUCAAGCCAACCUUUUCCCUGCCACCCAGCAGCAGUGGGCUGCAAUGGCUGGGGCUCACUUUUCUCCUGCCGCUUUCAUGCCUGCCCAGACAGUAGGGCCACUUCCUGCUGCCAUGUUUCAGACACUGGCUCCAAUGGCAGUGCCAGCGUCCUGCGAGACGCCCACGGCGGCCAUGGGUGGAGCCGUGGCAGGAACCUCUGCCUCCACGGCCUCCAGUCCGCAGCAUGGAGAGCGCACACUGCAGAGACAAGCAAAGAUGAGCAAGGAGAUGUUUAAGGAAUUCCAGAUGGCAAAGCCACCGGCCAUGCCUGCCAGAAAGGGCGAGCAGCCUAGCCUAUCCUGCACCACAGACGCUUUCACCAGCUACUUCAGCAGAGUGGGAAUGGCGCAAGACACGGAUGACUGUGACGACUUCGAUAUCUCGCAGAUGAACCUCACGCCCGUCACCUCCACCACACCCUCCACCAACUCACCACCCACCCCGGCCCCUCGGCAGAGUUCUCCAUCAAAGUCCUCGUCCCACGCCAGUGACCCUCCCACCGAUGACUCUUUUGGUGAAGCAGAGGGCAGCCCUAGUCGGAGUGGAGAGGAGGAUGCUGCUGGAGACUGUCAGCAGUCUCCGGGUGCGAGUGAGCCUCAAGCAGAGCCUGAGAGCUCAGAGACGGACAGUCCUCAGGUCGGUAGCUAGAUAGCGGCAGGUCGGGGGGAAGGACCCUCUUUAUGCCCGGAUCAACAAGGGGAAGAAGUGAAGCAUCAUGGGAACUCUGCACAGACGUGAUCAGCGCUGGGGGGAGCAGGAGACCAAAAACACUGGAGAUCUGUAUGUGUGUGUGUGUGUGCGUGUGGGUGUGUGCGUGUGUGUCACUCCAGCCUCAACGGUCCACUUCUCUAGAGUCGCCCGUCCCCCAUCACCACGUCCUCCGCCACUCUCUCCACGACACUUUCUUUCGCACUGUGUUCAAUGCACAUGACAGCGGGGCAUUGUGGGGGAUUUCGACCCUUCAGCACCCCUCAUAGCCUUAUGAGCCCAGCUCUGCCGCUUCAUCCAUUCUCACCGUUUCCUACUUCCAGUUUCGGACUCUGUAUAGAGGAAACUCUGCCCUGCCGGAUCCAUCUGUGACUUCUUCAUCCAUUUUUUUGGGUUGGUUUGGUUUUUCCUCUCCUGCGUAUUUGAGAUUCUGCUGCUUGAAAGCUAUGCGGAGCUAAAAAAAAAAAAACGAAAACAAUAUUUUGACGAGGAGGAGCGACUUUUGCCAAAAUCUCAAGAUUUCGGAGCAGCUGAAUCUGACUGGGGGUCUCGAGGGUACGGACGUUUGCAAAAACGUGUGAUCAAACUGUUCCUUCUCUAUAGCUUUUGUACAAUACUAAUGAGAAAAAAAAAAAAAAACACAAAAAAACAUGAUGUUGAAAUGGAAUUUUUAUUUUAUAAGUCAAGUGGAGCCCUUGAAGUCAACUUUAGAUGUGUUUUAGGGGUAAACAUGGCUUUAAAAAUCUGACCGUUGGUUUGCCAAACUCAUUUUGUAAAUAUUAAUAAUAAUUAUUAUCAUUGAUAAUAAUAAUAAUGACGAUGAUGACGACAAAUAAUAACGAUGAUGAUGAUGAUGAUGAUGAUGAUUAUAACAGUGUUCAUUCCAUCCCGUGGACUUCCGUGCCAUAAAAUAGGCUGGCCUUAGUGAUGCAAACUCCUCAUGAAAACCCAAGCAAUAUGAUCAUGUGACGCAAAAUCCCAAGCGGUUGCUUUUUUCGUUUUUAUUUAAGCAGGAUGUCGAGACUAGCCUGAAAACAACCUGAGAGACUGUUAUAAUGAUUUUAUUUUCAGUGGCUUCAGUGAUAAGUAGAUGGUGUUAUGUUUGUGUGAUCUCUUUCGUUGUGAAGAUGAAGCUGGUUACUGUGAUGAAAGAUGAACGGAGCUUCUUUGAAUGUGUAUGUUUAAUGCAGCGAUCACACAUCCGCAUGUGCACCAACGCACAUGCAUACACAUGCUUAUAAAGACCUUAAAGUCAACAUGAUGUCAAAAUGCACCCUUUUUCAUUUUAUAAUACCAUUCUGCACAUUUUUUCAGUGCUUGUUACUCCAAAGAGAAAAACUUCUUAUGGUUUCAUCCAACUUCCUUUUUGACUGACAGUACCAAAACUCAAACAAAAGUCUUUUUAAAGGGGUUAUGAGUUGAGAAAUCUGCAUAUAAGGGGUCAUUGUGCUAGACAUUCUGUAAGCAGGGUUGCCAGGUCCAAGAAUAUUUCUCAGCCCAAUGACAAUUCAAAACCCGCCCAAAAAGAACAAAAAGGUAUCCAAUUUUCCCUCCUGCCCAAUCAGAGUGCGAGUCAUUCAGGGGGGCUAAUAAUUCUGACUUCAGCUGUAUGUCUUUGGGUGUGGUAACCAUAGUAUAAGCAGAAUAAUUUACUCCAGUUUGUUGAAUUAUUGCAAAAAAAAUGCCUACCUGAGGUGUAAGGUGCAUCACCACCUUGAGUGUGAGUUUAUUCCUUACAUGCAAAAAAGAUCAAAUCACAAGCAGAUGAGGGAGAUAUUCCCAUUUACUGUUCGUGUUUUAAUCCGCCUCUUUGUUAAAUCACUUUCCUGAUUUAAAUGAAGGUAGCGUCUUUGGUCAAGUGCAUGCAUGGCCUUUGUCUGAUAUUUUGUUGUAAAAUAAGCACAUACACUACCUGACAAAAGUCUUGUCGUCAAUCCUAGUUGUAAAAGCAUCAAAUAAUUUGACUUCUAGUUGAUCAUUGCUGCCCAUGACAUUACAAACUACAGGAGAGGGCAAAUUGUUCAGCAGGAUAGCGCUCCUUCUCAUACUUCAGCCUCGGCAUCAAAGUUCCUGAAAGCAAAGAAGGUAAAGGUACUCCAGGAUUGGCCUGCCCAGUCACCAGACAUGAACAUUAUUGAGCAUGUCUGGGGUAAGAUGGAGGAGGCAUUAAAGAUGAAUCCAAAGAGUCUUGAUGAACUCUGGGAGUCCUGCAAGAUCGCUUUUUUUGGCAUUCCAGAUGACUUCAUUAAUAAGUGAUUUGAGUCAUUGCAGAGAUGUAUGGAUGCAGUCCUCCAAGCUCAUGAUGGAGUCAGACACUAUAUUCAUAAUUUUUCCACUGCACCAUGACUUUAUAUUUUAUACUGUACAUUAUUUCUGUUAAGUGACAAGACUUUUGUCUUAGCAAAGUCAGGCUUUACUGUCCUAAUUAAAUAAUUCAAAAUCAAGACAUGAUCAUAUUUAAUAUUUUAAAAUAAGUGUAAUCUAGAGGGCUUUGUCUUUCAAAUAAGCCACUUCUGAUGCCAAAUGAUCAACUAGAAGUCUGGUUAUUAUUUGUCGCUCCUAAAACUUGGAUCGGUGACAAGACUUUUGUCAUGUAGUGUACAAUUUGAAUAUGAAAAUGAAAGGAGACGGAGAAAAUGUAUGGACAGUAGGAGCUAUAAAAACUACACUGGGUUGUGUUCAAAUGUUAGGUGGUUGAAGACAUAUGACCACAUGAGUGUCUACACUAUGAAGGAAAUGAGGGUUUAACUACCUUUGUAAGUGGUCAAAGCUGGCAAACUCAAAAUGUUUCCGAUCCCAUUUAUACCAGUAUUCAGCAUCAUCUACUUGACAAAAUUGCAUCUUAAUACAUGUUAUCAGGACCAAAGAGAGGUUCAAAUAUAGGAUGGAAAUAUGGCCUAUUCCUUCUAAAUUACAGUGUUUCUGAAGUAGGCCUCAGAGAAUAUCAUAAACGUCGCAGUUCAUGACUCCUUUAAAAUCCUGACAAUAAUUGAAUGCUAAAACCUACUGGCUCAGAUUUCAAAUGUAAUACCCACGUUUCACAAUUUAGCCAAAUCCCAAAGCAAAAGCAUAUUUUUGCUCAUAAAUACAAUGUAUUAUAAAUAAAUUGAGUUCAUUUCAUGUUGACUUUAGGGCCAUCUGAUCACAUUAAAACAUCCAAUCAUAGAAAACCUCCAUAAAGGACGUCUGUCUUCACGAAGCUCAGAGCUUUCCAUUACUGUGACGAUGAAUCCCUCCUAUUUUAUGGCCAGAGUCCCGAUUUAAUUUCUAAUAAAAGCGGUUUUGGACCUGCGAGAUCUAAAUUUCGAGGAUUAAAAGGACGAGGGUGAAAAUCAAGGUGAAUGGGAGUCCUUGAGAUUUCAGUGCGUUUCUAUUUUGCCUUUACCUCAGCUAAUGGUUUGGUAAUGUGAAAGGACACGUUAUUUUUUAUCUUGAUGAUAAUGACAUUCUACAGUGAAUUUUUAGAGCUUUUUUUUUUGGUUUGUUUGUUUGUUUGUUUUCUCUUGAUUUAUGUAACCCACCAUGUAAUACUGUUACCAAUAAACACAUCCCAAAAUGUU
This is a messenger RNA of Danio aesculapii, 5940 nucleotides long. It is a transcript of the gene dab1a, whose product is annotated as DAB adaptor protein 1a. The record is from RefSeq and is a predicted model, not a curated record. Gene Ontology annotation, biological process: lateral motor column neuron migration; ventral spinal cord development. The transcript is spliced from 16 exons. Bases 560 to 2320 code for a protein of 586 amino acids. NCBI's taxonomy places the organism in Eukaryota, Metazoa, Chordata, Actinopteri, Cypriniformes, Danionidae.